Cajanus cajan (pigeon pea) is the source of this 2240-nucleotide messenger RNA. RefSeq lists its product as uncharacterized. NCBI's taxonomy places the organism in Eukaryota, Viridiplantae, Streptophyta, Magnoliopsida, Fabales, Fabaceae. The record is from RefSeq and is a predicted model, not a curated record.
AUACUUUCACGCCCUAGAAAGUUUCAUUAGCUGUGCACAGUUGCACACACACAACACACACCAAACCAAACCCUCUAGUUAGCCCCUCCCUAGUGUGUCUGUCACCUUUGUUAAACGUUCCAACUCUUUUUCUUCUCUCUUCCCUCGCCAUUACUCUCUCUGACACCACUGCUUCGUGAUGAAAGAGGUUACGGUUGAAGCUGAUGGAGGCCAAGGAGGAGCACAAGGUGUGCAAGAGAAAGGCACCGUGAGGCCAGACAUACACAACAGGGCCAUGAAAAUUUUGAGGGCAAGAGAGCCCUACAAUAAUGGCUAUGAAGAAGUUGGAGAGAAACCCUCAGGUUUUGAAGUCAUGGGGUGGUACCUUUAUGAGUUUUGCUUCUACUUUGUUCAAACUGUGCUUGUUCCUGUUGUCUUCCCUCUCAUUAUCACUCAGCUACAGCCCCUCUCCUCAGAUUCACUUCAACAAUGGGCCAAGACUCACCCUGGAAAACACUGCUCACAAAAGGAAAUUCAUCUGUAUAGCAAACUGACAAACCACACCAUAAGAACAAGUGGUGGAUCAAAUUUCUCAUCCUUGGAGUGGACAUCAAUUGCAUGGGCCACAGGGCUAGCCUUGGCUGCUCCAAUUCUAGGAUUCGUCUCGUUCCACCUCGAUGGCCACUUCCCAAAGCUGAUCCUAGCAUCAGCCACAGGCAUAGGAGUCUUCUUCUGCCUCCCAGCAGGCUUCUUCAAAGUCACAGCCAUCUUCAUUCCCUACAUUGCAGGCAUUGUAGCAGCCAGCACAGUGGCCACAGCUGCUCACACCCACCACCUAGGCCUCAUGAUCCGCUGCUUCACAGGACCAACCCUCAAGAGAAGCCAGUUCUCCAUCCGGCAAGCCGUCUCCAGCAGACUCUCCCUCCACGCCACCGCCGCCGGCUGCCUUGGCGCCGCCAUAAUCUCCUCCUUCACAUACCACAUGCUCCGGGAACUCAAUGACAACGACCGUGACGUCAUGAGCCUUUGGGUGGUUUCCAUCUUCAGUGGCCUAAUAUGGCUGGUGGGGGUGCUCCACAUUGUCACAGCCAUAAGCAGAACCACUGAUUCCAUCUCAUUCUCCUCCAGGUUGCACCCUUUUUCAAUCUUCAAAUACCCUCACGCAGUUGGAGGCCUUGCAGGGGUGUUCCUCUCCUCGUUCACCACCAUGUCGAUUUUCACUGGGGGAGUUAUCUUCAUAGUGGGACAACUCUGCAUUAAGCCACUUCACUUGCUAUAUUUCUGGCUAACAUACUUCCUUUUCCCUCUUGUUUCUUUAUCCCUGCUACAACCCUUGUUGCACGUGAUCAAGAUGAACUCUGUGAAGAUGCAAAUCGUGGGGUUCAUCUUGUCGUUGUUGUCAUCAGGGUUUGGAUUCUACUACGGACACAGCCACUGGAAAUGGGGCCACUUGGUGCUGUUUGGUGCAAUUCAAAGCACAGCCACGGGGGUUUUGCAUGCUUUUGGGAGGCUAUUGGUGUUGGACUGUGCUCCCUCGGGGAAAGAAGGUGCGUUCUCGAUCUGGUACGCGUGGAUGAGAGCUGCGGGGUUGUGCGUGGGGUUCACGGUGGGGUCGGUGGCGCCGGGGCGCGUUAGGACGGCGUUCGGGGCGGCGUUUUGCACGGCCAUUGCCGGAAUCGUGGUGCUGCUGUUCGGGAACAUCAGUGACGUGGGUGGUGCUGUUGCUGCGGGGCACGUGAGGGAGGAAUGUGAGAGGAGUUCGGGUGUGACUGGCUUGGAUUCAAAGGAAUCUGCACGCGUUUGAAUGAUGGUGGUGGAGAUUGGAGGAUGUUGUUAUUAUUAAUAUUAUUAUUAUUGUUGUUGUUGCUGUCUUGUGCGUUAUGAUAUGAUUCUUUGCGAAUGGUGCAUGCAAGAGUAUAAGGUUUCAUUUUAUGAUGAUUGAUUUUAGAUGUAUUUUCUGGUAGGUAAUUGCUGCUGUUGUUGUGCAUGCAUGCAUAUGUUUGGUCUCUGUUGAGGAUUUGGGUGCUCAUGGCCUGUGUAACUGUCUUAUAGUAUUUUGUCAUAUUUCUUUCUCUUAUACCCUAAAACACCUUUCCUGCUCCUGCAAUUGCCUAAUCUAUGUGUAUGAUUCCUGCCAUUUAAAUAUUCUUUAGGCUUAAUGUUUUUUUAAGCUUUGAUUUUAGUUAGAAAUUCCAUACUUUUGAAAGUGGAUUUUUGAUCUAUCUCGUGAGUAUGUCAAAAGAUUCCGGUGUUUACUAGCA